Messenger RNA from Dunckerocampus dactyliophorus (ringed pipefish), 5324 nucleotides. It is a transcript of the gene stat5a, whose product is annotated as signal transducer and activator of transcription 5a. Gene Ontology annotation, biological process: response to peptide hormone; defense response; cell surface receptor signaling pathway via JAK-STAT. Bases 187 to 2547 code for a protein of 786 amino acids. NCBI's taxonomy places the organism in Eukaryota, Metazoa, Chordata, Actinopteri, Syngnathiformes, Syngnathidae. The record is from RefSeq and is a predicted model, not a curated record. Gene Ontology annotation, molecular function: DNA-binding transcription factor activity, RNA polymerase II-specific; RNA polymerase II cis-regulatory region sequence-specific DNA binding. The transcript has 19 exons.
GUAAACGAGCGCGCUCCAGCACGAAGAGAGAGGUCAUAGGAAAGUGUGAACAAACUACACUGACUGACCCACCGACAGCUCCCCGCCGCCGCUCGCCCACCGCCACGCACCUUGGGGCCGCACAGAGCCCAGGACAGCCGCGGCAGUCGCUCCACGGAGGUACGAGUCACAUCUCUGCUGUUGAACAUGGCAGUGUGGAUCCAGGCCCAGCAGCUCCAGGGAGAUGCUCUCCACCAGAUGCAAUCUCUGUACGGGCAGCAUUUCCCCAUCGAAGUGAGACAUUAUCUCUCUCAGUGGAUCGAGGGCCAACUCUGGGACAACAUCGACUUGGAGAACCCACAGGAGGAGUUCAAGGCCAAACGCUUGCUAGACAGUCUGAUCCAGGAGCUGCAGAACAAGGCAGAGCACCAGGUGGGAGAAGACGGCUUCCUGCUCAAAAUCAAACUGGGACACUAUGCCAGCCAGCUGAAGAGCACGUAUGACCGGUGUCCUCUGGAGCUGGUGCGCUGCAUCAAACACAUCCUCUACACGGAGCAGCGGCUCGUCAGGGAGGCCACCAAUUCGAACUCCCCGGUGGGCGGCCUGAUGGACAGCAUGUCUCAGAAAUACCAGCAGAUCAACCAAGCCUUCGAGGAACUCCGCCUGCUAACCCAGGACACGGAGAACGACCUGCGCAAGCUCCAGCACAACCAGGAGUACUUCAUUAUCCAGUACCAGGAGAGCCUCCGCAUCCAGGCCCAGCUGUCCAGCCUGGCCACACUGCCCCCUGCUGACCGACAGUUACGAGAGCCCACCCUCCUGAACAAGAGAGCCACAGUGGAAGCAUGGCUGACCAGGGAAGCCAACACACUACAGAAGUACAGACUGGACUUGGCAGAGAAGCACCAGAAAACACUGCAGCUGCUGAGGAAGCAGCAGACCAUCAUCCUGGACGACGAGCUGAUCCAGUGGAAGAGGCGGCAACAGCUGGCGGGCAACGGGGGUCCGCCGGAGGGAGGCCUGGACAUCCUGCAGUCCUGGUGCGAGAAGCUGGCGGAAACGAUCUGGCAGAACAGGCAGCAGAUUCGGAGGGCGGAGCAUCUACGACAACAGCUGCCCAUCCCCGGCCCCAUUGAAGAGCUACUCAAUGAACUCAACAGCACCAUUACAGAUAUCAUCUCAGCCUUGGUCACCAGCACGUUCAUCAUUGAGAAGCAGCCUCCACAGGUGCUAAAAACCCAGACCAAGUUCGCCGCAACCGUGCGCCUCCUCGUGGGCGGCAAGCUGAACGUGCACAUGAACCCGCCGCAGGUGAAGGCCACCAUCAUCAGCGAGCAGCAGGCCAAGGCGCUGCUGAAGAACGAGAACACCAGGAAUGACAGCAGCGGAGAAAUCCUCAACAACAACUGUGUGAUGGAGUACCACCAGACGACGGGCACACUGAGCGCUCACUUCAGGAACAUGUCCUUGAAGAGGAUCAAACGGUCAGACAGGAGAGGGGCGGAAUCCGUCACCGAGGAGAAGUUCACCAUUCUCUUUGAGUCACAGUUCAGUGUCGGAGGCAAUGAGCUUGUCUUCCAAGUGAAGACAUUGUCACUGCCGGUAGUGGUGAUCGUCCACGGUAGCCAAGACAAUAAUGCCACGGCCACCGUGCUGUGGGACAACGCUUUCGCCGAGCCAGGCCGCGUUCCAUUCCUGGUGCCGGACAAGGUGCUCUGGCCUCAACUGUGCGAGGCCAUCAACAUGAAGUACAAGGCAGAGGUGCAGAGCAACCGCGGCCUCUCCGAGGAGAACCUGGUCUUCCUCGCUCAGAAGGCCUUCGGCAGCUCCAGCACCAGCGUGGAGGAAGACCGCAACAUGACGAUGACGUGGUCGCAGUUUAACAGAGAAAGCUUGCCCGGCAGGAACUUCACAUUUUGGCAGUGGUUUGACGGCGUGAUGGAACUGACAAAGAAGCACCUCAAGCUACACUGGAACGACGGAGCCAUACUGGGCUUUGUGAACAAGCAGCAGGCUCAGGAUAUGCUGAUGUCCAAGCCCAACGGCACCUUUCUCCUGCGCUUCAGCGACUCGGAGAUUGGAGGCGUCACCAUCGCAUGGGUGGCCGAAAAUCCCAACAAAGCAGGUGAGAGGAUGGUGUGGAACCUCAUGCCCUACACAACCAAAGACUUCACAAUCCGCUCUCUGGCCGACCGCAUCAGCGACCUCAACCACCUGCUGUUCCUCUACCCCGAUCGGCCCAAGGACGACGUCUUCUCCAAAUAUUACACCCCUCCGCUCUCCAAGGCGGUGGAUGGCUACGUGAAGCCGCAAAUCAAACAAGUGGUGCCUGAGUUUACAACAUCCAAUCCAGAUCCAACAAGUGGAAAUCCAACCUACAUGGACCACGGCGCCUCCCCCGCUGCUGUCAGCCACCCUCACACCUACGGCAUAUACCCACCAAUGAGCGACUCCAUGCUGGAUGCUGACGGCGACUUCGACCUGGACGACACCAUGGAUGUGGCGCGGCACGUGGAGGAGCUCCUGCGGCGGCCCGUGGAGAGCCACUGGGGGGGCCAGCAGUCUUGACCCACCCCCCUCCCUCACCACCGCAGCCACCAAAUGAACCCUCUCAUGCUUUUAAUACCCAUCAUCAUUUUUUCUCUUAGCUGAAAUGUGAAAUGUUAAUAAUAACGGUUUUGUUGUUUUCCGCGUGAGAGCAUGCGUGACAAUUCCUCUUUCUUUGGUUUUAUGUGUGCGUGUCCAUAAGUAUUUGUACAAUGCAAAAACCCACACAGUGUUACAGUAUUGUUUUUAGAAAAAGAAAAAUGGUGUUUUUCAAUGUUCAUGCAUCGACUUCUCGGACAAAGGACUGGAAGCGUGUUGACACAAAGUAGCCGUUACUCGCUGGCUGGGACGUUCUCCUGGAACCGAUGCUAGAAGCUUCUACACGACGCUGCCUGCUCAUCCUCUCAGGUCCUCCUCUCCCGCUCCCUUUACCUCUGCCUUAUUACACUUCUUACUACUGCACUUGCGCCACUCGGUACGGCCACUUUAUUAUUCUUUUUUUUCAGCAGCCUGCUUUUGCGUGAUGUUCAAGGCCUGUCAUUUUUGUGUGUGCGUCUGUGGGAAGUACAGAUAGUCCGGGAUAUGGGAAUAUCCACCGCCAUGACACAUUUAGACCUCAUUUAGACGCCAUUUGUAUGCAUGAACAGUAAGCGUCUUUCUCUCGUACGCACCUCAGGAAAUAAAACCUCAGAUAUUUAGGAUGUAUGCCGAACAUAUGAAUUGAUUUCCUCCAAUGUGAUUCCUGUUGAAUGUAAACACCUUUUGAAGACUGUCAUGACCUCCCCUUCCCCUUACUGCAAGACUGAACCAGUCGAGUGUGAUUCAUUCCCAAACAGGCAAUUGAAUGUGUCACCCGUGGGCGGAGUUUGUUCUUGUCUGACUAUUUGGGUGCCUAAACGGGCUGCCAUACAAAUCCGCAGGCCUGUAAUUUUGACCUAACUAGCUUUCUGACAGAACAGGCUGUCAAAGAGUCAAUCAAAAAUGUCAGCAGCCGACCGUUUGCACAGAUCAUUCUGACCCACUCAGUUUACUGCCUAAACGGGCUGGCGUGGAACUCAAAAGCGGCAGCAGCACGCAGUCCCGACUUGAUUUAUUGCUGCCUAGACGGGCUGCAGCAUUUAGUUAGCAUAGGGCGUGCUUGCUGCACGUCAAAUAAGCAUGAAAAAACCCCAAACAGUCGGCUGUAGAAAUCCAAAUUCGGGAACACAAAGUUGUAGGCACCAUUCAUUUUGAUCCAGCUAGUUUGCUGCCUAAACGGGCUGCUGUCCAAAUCAAAAGCGUUAUCAGCCAGCUGGGGACAGUUGGUGUUCUGCAACUCCUAAACGCAGUGCUGUAGAAAUUAGCCAGAGGUGCAAUUCAUUUUGACCAAAUGACUUUUCCGCCUAAACGGCCUGCGACUGGUUCUCAUUUCUUGGAGGCAGGCCAUUUAUGUGGAAAAGUCAUUUGUUUUUAACUCAAGCUGUUUACUGCCCCAGUGGGCGGGCAUAAAAAUGUAUGGAAUUUGCAGCUGGCACAGUUCAGUGUGCCUUAACUUCAUUGUGGCGCUUAAACGGGUUGCCAUCGAAAUUGGCUGCUGCCCACAUCGAAAGUGUUCACAGCUGGCCGUGAUCUUUUGAAAGUGGCAGCGCCCAGCCUGAGGUGCAAUACAUUUCGGGUAAACGACUUUUCUGCCUAAAUGGGCUGCCUCUAGAAAUCAAAAGUGGGGGACAGUUUAUGUUUAACCCAAGCAGCUUCCAGCCUAAAUGGGCUGCCAUGAAAAAAUAGGAAUUUGCAGCAAACAGCUGUUACUGUUGAUUGUUAUACAUUGUGUUGAUACAUUUUUGCCCAACUGCUACUACUACUGUGCUGCCUAAAUGGGAUGUGGUAAAAAGCUGGAUUAUUGGGGUUGGGUGUCUUUUUCCAUUUGCACACUCGACGGCGCUCUUAUUGCCGGGUCCUUUCAACACAACCACACUUGCUUACCAACAAAAUGACUCUAUUCUAUUCUGUUCUGUUCCAUUAAAAAAAAAAAAAGGAUUCCAAUGACACCCUUUAUGGCUUUUUCCCCAACCUUCAGUCUGAGUUUUGUCGUCGUUGUUGUUUUUUUGUGCGUUGUUCCAUGUCUGUUUGUGCUUCUGGCAGGCAAGAAGAAGACUGGCGUUGAAAUGAAGAAAAAUAAAAGUUUUAUAAAUAGUCAACUGGAGCCUCCGUGAAGAGGACACAUUGCAGCGUUGUACUUUGUAAUGCCAUUCAUGGACAUUUUGACCGGACGCUUGAAAGGCUCUUGUGCAACCUUGCAAUGACACACUGAGCUUAUUAAACCUUUUAUUUUGUUUCAACGCACUGUAUUGUUAUUAUUAACCAGCAUUCUCCCCCAAAGACACAACAUGGCUUUGAUGCAAACUCAGAACAUUGUAUUUGAUGUUUUUUGAAAGGAUAAGCACUUGAAUAGAGUGUAAAAAUAAUAAUUUAAACAAUGCACAUUGUAUGCAUGAAUGGUGAUUUUGAUUGAGCUGAUCUGCACCGUCAGUGGUAAGGAACUGACUCUCUGCCGCCCUCCGGUGGACAUAAGACGAAACAGCCGAGCCUGGGAGAACAAUAGAGGGAGAAAAAAAACGGCUUCAAAUGUUUUUUUUAACUAAAGAAUGUUGAGGAAUUACUUAUCUUAACAGUUUGCUGCCUUGAAUAUUUUUUUAUUGUUACUAUUGAGUUCAAUGUUUAAUUAUUUAGACAAUACCGAUCGGAGACCAGCUCUGAUUAAAAUGCUAAUAAACUGCUCAACUGCAUUUUUAUUUAUUUUUAUUAAAUAAUUAAUUUUU